AGAAAUGUUUUUUUGUAUGCAUCAGUCAGAGCUAAAACAAAUUUUAGUACUCUUGUAAAAAAUCAUGCGAUCGCUCUACUCCAUUAAUUUCUUUCUGUUUCUGGGUGUGCAUUUUUGUGUGCAGGGUUUUCUGCUCUGGGCCUCUUUUGCCCCAUACCGCUCGCCUGUGAGUUGAGGCCCUGACUCCCUUCCCACAGAAGGGAGAGUCCCUUCUCUCUGAAGAUGAACUCCACGGACCACCUUCAGGACGCUCCCAACACCACCUUGCUCCACAUGCGUCACUCCCAUGGAGGAAACAGCACCACACUACAGGAGGGCCUCCAGGACCUCAUCCACACCGCCACCUUGGUAACCUGCACUUUUCUACUCGCAGUCAUCUUCUGCCUGGGCUCUUAUGGCAACUUCAUUGUCUUCUUGUCCUUCUUUGACCCAGCUUUCAGGAAAUUCAGAACCAACUUUGAUUUCAUGAUCCUGAACCUGUCCUUCUGUGACCUCUUCAUCUGUGGAGUGACAGCCCCCAUGUUCACCUUUGUGUUGUUCUUCAGCUCAGCCAGUAGUAUCCCAGAUGCUUUCUGCUUCACCUUCCAUCUCACCAGUUCAGGCUUCAUAAUCAUGUCCCUCAAGACCGUGGCAGUGAUUGCCCUGCACCGGCUCCGCAUGGUGUUGGGGAAGCAGCCCAAUCGCACAGCCUCCUUUCCCUGCACCCUGCUCCUCACUCUGCUUCUCUGGGCCACCAGUUUCACUCUUGCCACCUUGGGCACCCUGAAAACCAGCAAGUCCCACCUCUGCCUUCCCAUGUCCAGUCUGAUGGCCGGAGAAGGGAGAGCCAUUUUGUCUCUGUAUGUGAUCGACUUCACCUGUUGUGUCGCUGUGGUAUCUGUCUCUUAUAUCAUGAUCGCUCAGACGCUGCGGAAAAAUGCCCAAGUCAGAAAGUGCCCCCCUGUGAUCACAGUAGAUGCUUCCAGACCACAGCCUUUCAUGGGGGCCCCUGGAAAGGGGGGUGGAGAUCCCAUCCAGUGCACCGUGCCGGCUCUCUACAGGAACCAGAAUUACAACAAACUGCAGCACGUUCAGACCCAUGGAUACACCAAGAGUCUUAACCAGAUGCCAACUCCGGGGGCCAGCCGGCUCCAGCUGGUCUCUGCUGUCAAUCUCUCCACGGCUAAGGAUUCCAAAGCGGUGGUCACCUGUGUGAUUAUAGUGCUCUCCGUCCUUGUGUGCUGUCUUCCACUGGGGAUUUCUUUAGUGCAGGUGGUCCUUUCCAGCAAUGGGAGCUUCAUCCUUUACCAGUUUGAACUCUUUGGAUUUACCCUUAUAUUUUUCAAAUCAGGAUUAAACCCUUUUAUAUAUUCUCGGAACAGCUCAGGGCUGAGGAGGAAAGUGCUCUGGUGCCUCCAGUAUGUGGGCCUGGGUUUUUUCUGCUGCAAACAGAAGACUCGACUUCGAGCCAUGGGAAAGGGGAACCUGGAAAUCAACAGAAACAAAUCCUCCCAUCAUGAAACAAACUCUGCCUACAUGUUGUCUCCAAAGCCCCAGAAGAAAUUUGUGGACCAGGCUUGUGGCCCAAGUCAUUCGAAGGAAAGUGUGGUCAGUCCCAAGAUCUCUGCUGGACACCAGCACUACGGUCAGAGCAGCUCCACCCCCAUCAACACUCGGAUUGAACCCUACUACAGCAUUUACAACAGCAGCCCCUCCCAGGAGGAGAGCAGUCCGCAUAACUUGCAGCCAGUAAACUCUUUUGGAUUUGCUAGUUCAUAUAUUGCCAUGCACUAUCACACCACUAAUGACUUAAUGCAAGAAUAUGACAGCACGUCGGCCAAGCAGAUUCCAGUGCCCUCUGUUUAGGCUCGUGGAGGCUGGAGACUCUUGCAGAAACUGUUUUUGUUUCUGAUACUAUUUGAUUUUUUCCCCCAUUUCUGUGAGACCCGUGGUAGAUGAAAACUUCAAGAUCCAGCGGAACAGUUGGCAGUUCUGAUUUUCUUCUGUCUGAAGUAUCAGCAUCUAUUGAUUUGCUUUGUGGUUUCUUGACCUUUUAAGAUUUGAUGUAAAAAUUUAUUAUUUAAAUUUUUUACCCUGACCUGCGCUCCAAUCUUUUGUACUAAACGUUUAAAUAGAUGCCAGGAAUGAUCACGCUAAUGUAUUGAAGGAGAAUGGACUGAUUACGAUCAUUUGAGUCAGUGUUCGGGGCCUUCAAAGUAUACCUGAGUUGGAUUUUUUUUAAACAAUAUGAAGGUAUGAUCUUCACUGAGGCGAAUUUUUUAUUAAUUGUACUGUAAAUUUUGAUUCUGUAAUGUGUUGAAAUGGGGAGCAAUACACUUUUCUGGUAGCAGGCUUAUUUGAAUAAAUAAUACAUUGUCAAAGCAGAAAAUCAGAAAUAUAUUAUCUAUAAUUACCUUUACCCAAGACACACAGGCAUUAAGUACUUUCCUUUCAUAAGACAGUCAGCCAAGAAUACAGUAUUAUGAUUAUUACCAUUUCUUAUUAUAGACAUUACUAUUUUGUGUGAGUUGAUUAGCUUUAAAGCUUUUUAAAAAGAAAUCUGUUUUUGCUUGCUGAAAACGCCUUAUUCUAUUUUGGCAUGAUCUUACCCGAGAGCCCUUGGUGAAGAGGACCGACCUGUAGUGGAGGAAUGUGAUUUCUGGGUGCAUGGACACUAACGGUGGUUAUCUCAAUCAGGGUGUGGUGAUGUGGGAAGCAAUCUGAACUGCCAUUGUGUGUUAGAAGAUCUUUAUCAUUGCUUAAGAAGCUGUAAGAAUGACAAUGGGAGUAUUUCGUUUGACUCGUUCCUUCUCUGUAAGGAUGGUUUGUUAACAACCUAACAGAGUAUCCCAGGUUUGGAAAUCUUUUUUUUUUUUUUUUUGUCCUUGUUUAUGUAUCACUAUGAUAGAAAAAUUCUUAAGACAAUCUGUUUUCAAACUAAUCGUGUUAUUUCUCUCCCAUUAAUCUUGGACAUGGGCAGUAAAGGAAAACUAGAUGAAGUAUUUCUAUACCUUAUGCUAAUUUUAUUACAUACCCCGUGAUUCCUAGCAUAACAACUGUAAAUUCAUAUUUUUAUGUAAAAACAUUUUCAUUAUAGAGUUAGCAUUUGAACUCGCUGCAGUUUUGGAACUAUAGCUGCCAAACUCCAGACCAGCAUCAAGAUCCAAAACCUAUCUUUAGAGGAAAAUUGUUAUAGUCAAGAACUGUUAUUGCAGAUUGGAAGGAACUUUGUUGUUUUGAAAGGUAUCCAGUUUAUAGCUCCCUCUCCAGGCCUUUCCCAAAUACAAGAUUCCUUGGGGAAGGGGGGUUGGGACACAGGACAGAUGCUCAUCUGGAACUCUGUGCAGCCUUGUCCAACACCUCUCGCCUUCCAGCACCCACCAGCCAUUCUAUUUCUGAGAUCUGAGUAUGAGAUAUGGGUUUUACUUUGUUUUUAAAUUCGCCUUUUAGAACUUUGUCCUUCCCUUCCUUCUCUCCCUUUCUUCCUUUAUUUUUGUUAUUAGAUUUUAUAACAGAAGAGAAAAUCUCUACUCUGUCACAUUUUUUCUUGUUUGUAAUUGAAUGCUAUUUUUGAAAAUCACUAUAACCUAUUUCAGUUAUGCUUUUAUAUGUUUAAUACAACACUGUUUUCAUUUAUUAAUAUUCCCACAAGAUUAAGUAAUAUACUAACCAGGUAAUAUAUUACCCUUUUUAAAAAGCACUAAGAAAUCCAAUAUCCUUUCCCAAGGUCAUUUGAAGAAUUGUGGAAAAUUAGGAAUGAGACUUUUGUCUUAAUUUAGAACUGGGUAUUUAUUCCAAUAAGCCAAACAGCUUUAUAAUUAAUAACAUUAAUCAAGAAGACACUUCUUGAUUAAGACUUUUUAAGGUAUGUAUCUCUUUUUUGGCUAGGCAUUUCCAGUGUGAUUCAAUAAAAGAUUUUUUAAAAGUAAUUUCUACUUGUAAAAUUUAAAAUGUCAGGUUUUCUUGUGUGACCUUUGAGUUUGAGAUGACCCAUCUUUGGGAAGUAAAAGUUAUAAUAAUAUAAAGAAAAAUAAGCAUGUGCAUAUGAGGUGUUCUUUCUCUGUAUGCUCAUCAAGAAAUUAUUGAUUUAACUUGCAUGAAAUACAUGUUGGGCUAGAUUCUUAGCCUUCUCCACAUGUAUCUUUGUAUCUAUGUGGAGAUACAGAGAUAAAUAAAACUUAUCUCUUCACAAGUUACAUAUAUAUAUCUAUUUAUAAAAAUAUAUAUA
Panthera uncia (snow leopard) is the source of this 4207-nucleotide messenger RNA. It is a transcript of the gene GPR75, whose product is annotated as G protein-coupled receptor 75. The transcript has a single exon. Gene Ontology annotation, molecular function: C-C chemokine receptor activity. Gene Ontology annotation, biological process: G protein-coupled receptor signaling pathway. Gene Ontology annotation, cellular component: membrane. NCBI's taxonomy places the organism in Eukaryota, Metazoa, Chordata, Mammalia, Carnivora, Felidae. The coding region runs from base 223 to 1845 and encodes 540 amino acids. The record is from RefSeq and is a predicted model, not a curated record.